AUGGCUCCGAAACCUCACCUUCAGCUCAAGGAGCUGGGAUCCAAACUCGACAUUCUUCCUUCUUCAAAGGAGCCUCUCGUCGAACUCUUGAAGCAAGCGGCAGCAUGCCUUACUGACAUGGAUCAAUCACCUUCAGCUUCCGUAUUAGAGUCAAUGAAGCCCUUUUUAAAUUCAAUUGUUAAGCCAGAAUUGCUAAAGCACCAAGAUGGAGAUGUAAAACUUCUAGUGGCUACAUGUGUUUGUGAGAUAACUCGGAUCACUGCACCUGAAGCUCCUUACAGUGAUGAUGUUCUAAAGGACAUCUUUCAGUUGAUUGUGAGCACUUUUAGUGGUCUGAGUGAUAUAAGUGGUCCCUCCUUUGGCCAGGAAGUCACUAUGUUGGAGAUUCUUGCAAAAUAUAGAUCGUGUGUUGUAAUGUUGGAUCUUGAAUGUGAUGAUCUGGUUAAUGAGAUGUUCAGUACUUUUUUUGCUGUUGCCAGAGAUGAUCAUCCAGAAAGUGUUCUAUCAUCCAUGCAAAGUAUUAUGGCUGUUCUCUUAGAAGAGAGUGAGGAUAUUCAUGAGAAUCUUUUAUCUAUUCUACUGUCCACUCUAGGUCGUGAAAAAAGAGAUGUUACUGCAGCUGCGAGGAAGCUUUCCCAGAAUGUCAUACAGCAAUGCAUAGGAACACUUGAACCUAGCAUUAAACAAUUUUUUCUAAAAUCGUUGUCAGGAGAAAGCAAGCCAGUGAACAGUCAAAUUCAGUACCAUGAAGUAUUAUAUGAUAUCUGUUGCUGUGCUCCUCAGAUCCUAUGCGGAAUUCUCCCUUAUGUCACAGGGGAGCUACAGACUGACCAGUUGGAAACCCGUCUGAAAGCCGUGAACUUGGUUGGAAAUAUAAUUUCUGUUCCUGGAAUUUCCACUGCUGAGGCAUUUCAGCCAAUACUUUCAGAGUUUUUGAAGAGGUUGACUGAUAAAGAUUUUGGGGUUCGCAUGUCUGUUCUUGACCAUGUAAAGAGCUUUCUUCUGUCAAAUCCUCAGAGGCCUGAAGCUCCUCAAACAAUCUCCUCCCUUUGUGAUCGGAUUCUGGAUUUUGAUGAAAAUUUUCGAAAACAAGUGGUGGCUGUUAUCUGUGAUGUAGCAUGUUACACCAUACACACGGUUCCUCUUGGAGCUGUGAAUCUUGUUGCAGAACGGCUUCAUGACAAAUCUCAACUUGUUAAAAAGUAUACCAUGGAGAGAUUGGCUGAGAUAUACAGAGUUUUUUGUGAGAAAAGCUCUGAUACUGUUAUCCCCAGUGGAUAUGACUGGAUUCCAGGGAAGAUCCUUAGAUGUUUCUACGACAAAGAUUUCAGAUCAGAUACAAUUGAAUCUAUUCUGUGUGGGUCGCUGUUUCCAUCAGAGUUUUCAAUCAAUAAUAUGGUUAAACACUGGAUUGACAUUUUCUCUGGAUUAGAAGAAGUGGAGGUCAAGGCUCUUGAAAAGAUACUUGAGCAAAAACAAAGGCUACAAGAGGAGCUGCAGAAGUAUCUAGCUCUGAGGCAGAAUAGUCAGGAUAAAGAAAAUCUGGAGGUCCAAAAGAAGAUUGCGUUCUGUUUUCGAGUAAUGUCCCGUUCAUUUGCUAACCCAACAGAGGCGGAGGAGAGUUUCCAGAUUCUUGAUCAGUUAAAUGACACUACUAUCUGGAAAAUUUUGACGAAUCUUGUUGAUCCCAAUACUAGCUUUCAUCAAACACGUAUAUACAAGGAUGAUUUGAUUAAAAUACUUGGUGAGAAACACCAGCUCAAUGAAUUUCUAAAUACCUUAUAUGUAAAGUGCUCCUAUUUUCUAUUCAACAAGGAGCAUGCAACAGCUGUUCUUUCAGAAAUCAUCAGAUAUAAAUCUGCAAAGAAUGAUCAGCGUAUGAAAUCUUGCAUGAAUAUGUUAGUGAUAAUUGCUCGUUUCUGUCCACACUUUUUUAACGGUAAUGAGAAGGAACUGGUGAAGUUACUCAAGGAUAAUAAUAAUAAUGAUAUGAUCAGAGAGGGUAUUUUGACUAUUUUAGCAAAGGCUGGUGGUACUAUUAGAGAACAACUAUCAGUUACAUCAAGUUCUGUAGACCUUAUGUUAGAAAGACUAUGUUUAGAAGGCAGUCGGAGACAGGCAAAGUAUGCUGUGCAUGCUCUAGCUGCAAUAACAAAGGACGAUGGCCUCAAGUCUCUCUCUGUUCUAUACAAGAGGCUUGUAGAUAUGCUGGAGGAGAAAACACAUCUUCCCACAGUUUUGCAGUCGUUGGGUUGUAUAGCACAGACUGCAAUGCCUGUAUUUGAAACUAGAGAGAGUGAAAUUGAAGAAUUUAUAAUCAACAAGAUUCUGAAAAGUGAUAGUAAAGAUGAUCACACAAAAGCUUCUUGGGAUGAUAAAAGUGAUAUCUGUGUGUUGAAGAUAUAUGGUAUCAAAACGGUAGUAAAAAGCUACUUGCCGAUCAAAGGUGCUCUUGUUCGUCCUGGUAUUGAUGGUCUCUUGGAUAUCCUACGAAACAUACUUUCUUAUGGUGAAGUAUCAAAGGACAUAAAGUCAAGUUCAGUCGAUAAGGCCCAUCUGAGGCUUGCUUCUGCAAAGGCAGUUCUUCGAUUGGCAAGGCUUUGGGAUCAUAAGAUUCCUGCUGAUAUUUUUCACUUAACUUUGAGGGCAUCAGAGAUUGGCUUCCCUCAAGCUAAGAAGGUUUUCUUAUGCAAAGUUCAUCAAUAUAUAAAAGACCGCCUUUUGGAAGCCAAAUAUGCAUGUGCCUUUAUAUUGAACAUAUUCGGAACCAACCCAAAUGAGUUUACAGAGGAUAAGCAGAACUUAUCUGAUAUUAUUCACAUGCAUCACCAAGAAAGGGAAGGACAGCUUUCAGGGAAAUCAGAUGCAAAUUCCUUAACCACUUACCCUGAGUACAUUCUUCCUUACCUAGUUCAUGUACUUGCUAACCUAUCUUGCCCCAAUAUUGAUGAAUGCAAAGAUGCUGAAGCAUACAAUACUAUAUAUAGGCAGUUGCACUUGAUACUAUCAAUGCUAGUGCAACGAGAUGAAGAUGUCAACUCGAAAGUAACUUCUGACAACGAGAAAGAAAUUUUAUCUGCGAUUACUUCUAUCUUCCAGAGUAUUAAACACUCGGAAGAUGUGGUUGAUCCAUCAAAGUCAAAGAAUUCUCAUGCCAUAUGUGACCUUGGAUUAGCAAUCACCAAGCGCCUAGUACAGAAAGAUGUUUAUAUGCAAGGAUUGUCUCAUUUAGUUUCUUUACCGACCAUACUAUACAAAGCACAGGAGAAGGAAAAUGAUCUUAUGGCAAGCAAAGUGAAAACCUGGUUGGGGGAUGAAAGUGUUUUGGCUUAUUUUGAAUCAGUUCAAUUAAAAAUGGUUCCAUCUCAAUCAGCUGAAGAUCAUGCUUUAAAGGAAGAUGAAAAAGACAGAAAUGAAAUGUCCCUUGGAAAAAUAGUAAAGAAUAUAAGAUCUCAGGGAACCAAGGGGAAGAAGGUGAAAAAGGAUAAAACCACGACAUCUGAAACAAAAAAAGCCGAAGAUGAUUUUGAUAUCUUAAAUAUGGUCAGAGAAAUUAAUUUAGAUAACUUGGAGACAUCUAAUAAUUUCGAAUCAAGUAAUGGUCAUGAAAGUUCUUUGAGUAAGAAGGUGCAGAAAGAUCUUGAGUUUGGAGCAAUGAAAAAACGAAAAGUGGGAGAAGAAACACUUGUUCCAGUGCCUAAACGAAGGCGGUCUUCCAUUACCCAUAGAAAAUCACGAUCGGGUAGUUCUUCAAAAGCUUCUCAAAAAGUUUCAGAGGAAGUUCCUUCUGGAGUGAAAUUACUGUUAGAUGCAGUAAUUAAUCCCGAUACAGGUAGCAAAAAUAUGCAGAGAAAAUUGAUCAAAGGCAAAGAGCCCUCGUCAGAACCAACCAUUAAGGCCUCCCAGAGUUAUCAUAUUGAUGAAUCUGACAAAUCUGAAGAACGUGACGUAAAGAGUCCUGGUAAAUUGAAGACAACUAAUAAGACGGAAAGUGAAAUUUUCAAAACGUCUGUAGUCUCUACUAAAAAGCGGAAAAGAAGUAUUGGAGGAUUAGCUAAGUGUACAACAAAGAAAGACCAAAGUAAUGCUGGAGAUCUGAUCGGCUGCAGAAUUAAAGUUUGGUGGCCUUUGGAUAAAACAUUUUACGAAGGGACCGUUGAGUCUUAUGAUCCUUCAAAGAGGAAGCAUGUGAUAUUAUAUGAUGAUGGAGAAGUAGAAAAACUCUAUAUGGAAAAGGAACGUUGGGAGCUUAUCAACGAGGGCCACAAAUCUACUAAGAAGCUAAAGCCCUCAAAAACUCAACCUUUAAAUGAAGUUUCUACUGGAAAGAAACAGAGAAGUUCAAGUGGUUCAGCAAAUAAAAAGACAACAAAAAUUGUAAAUGGUAAACAAUCUCCUAUCAAGUAUGCAAAGCAUGGACUCAAAAAAGCAUCAAAAACUAAUUUCCAUGAAGGUGUUAAUGAGAGUUCUGAGCUAUCAAACCCUGAAGAGACGACAAUAUCUGAACCUGAGACCUACUCAGGUGGCUCUGAAGGAGAACAAGAUGAAGGGUCUGGUGUUAUCAUAGUCAAGAAGAAGAAAGUUAACAAGAAAGUAAAAUUAGGUUCCCGUGGAAAGAGACCUAAGAAAAAGAAGAGCUUGAGUAAUAUGAAAGAAUUCAAUGAAGAGAAGCAGGAACCAGAUGAAGAGAAGCAGGAUGACGCUGAGAGAAUUUCUGGCAAUAGAGAGAGUUACCCACAAGGAGCUCAAAAUGAUGAGGAAAGUAGUUCAAAUGAAAGAGAGGCCGGUGAAUCAAGAGGAGCUUCGAGAGAAAAUGUUAAUGAAGAAGAAUCAGAUCCUGAAGGCAACCUGAACGAGAGUGAUGGGGAAAGUAGUCCUAGUAGAGAAGAAGUGCAAACACCGCCUAAUGAUCAAACAAGUCCUGACAGUGCCAGAUUUGCCGAGCUUCCCGAUGAUGAGCCACUGAUCAAAUGGAAACUCCCCUCAGUGAAGAAAAGGUUAUCAGGGAAAAAACAAUGA
Lathyrus sativus (Indian pea) is the source of this 5019-nucleotide messenger RNA. NCBI's taxonomy places the organism in Eukaryota, Viridiplantae, Streptophyta, Magnoliopsida, Fabales, Fabaceae. The record is from the annotation of a GenBank genome assembly.